Annulohypoxylon maeteangense is the source of this 918-nucleotide messenger RNA. RefSeq lists its product as uncharacterized. The record is from RefSeq and is a predicted model, not a curated record. The transcript is spliced from 2 exons. The coding region runs from base 1 to 918 and encodes 305 amino acids. NCBI's taxonomy places the organism in Eukaryota, Fungi, Ascomycota, Sordariomycetes, Xylariales, Hypoxylaceae.
AUGUCUCAAAAACGCGAUUCCGCCGUGGUCCUCGAUCACCCUGCUGAUCAGGUGGAGGAUGCAGACAUGGAUGAUUCUCAACAAAAGAUCCCUCAUAAAUCCAUCGGUCUCAUUCUGGGUUCUGAGAUUACGUACGAGAAGUCUGUGAGGAUUCGUCGCGCCGGCCGAGAUGGCGAGGUUCUACUAGUCCGCCUUCCCGAGUCUCUCAACGAUGAUUGUAACAUUGCCAACCCACCUUUCAAGUCCAUGCACUGGGUGGUAUUCAACGAGACUUCCUUUAGAAACACCUACCGAUCGGACAUCUCGGCUCUCAAGGUGAUCAUGCUACCCCUUCAGGAGAACAAGGACAUCAUUCUUCGAGCUUGCAGCUACAUGAUAGCCAAGAAGAACCGCAUGUACCUGGAGUUUCGAGGAGUGUACACCAAUGGCAUAUUCGAGAGCAAUGAGCCUUCGCGAUUCGAGAGUGCUUAUAAGAGUGGUGCGUUCAUCAGCGAAGUAGCACGUGCAGCACUCAAGCCCCGAGGUCAGCGCCUCAAGAUGAUACCUGGAGACUCUAGCCUGAUGUCCGGUAUUCUCUUGCUCGCUAGCUUCAGUGUUUUGACUGGCGAACUUCAAUUCUAUCACCCGGAAUCGGAAAGCUACUACAAGGGAAAGAUUACCAGAAACGACAUCAUUCUCUGGGAAUCUGAAGAGGCUCUAGACACGCUCUACGUCUGGAUCAUGCGCCUUAAUGCCCAUGCCGGAAGCUUUGGCUUGAACGCUUAUCGCCCCGAGAGUGAGAAGACCAAGCGCGACGGAGACCAUGCGAACAUCGGACCUGCCAUUAAGAAAGGACAAACCGAGAUCGAGGCCAAAGAUGAGGAUAAACGCAAGGAUGAAUACGAGGAUGACGACAUGAUGGACAUUUACGACUACUAA